Messenger RNA from Cataglyphis hispanica, 3225 nucleotides. RefSeq names its product GTP cyclohydrolase 1 (gene Pu). Gene Ontology annotation, biological process: tetrahydrofolate biosynthetic process; tetrahydrobiopterin biosynthetic process. Gene Ontology annotation, cellular component: cytoplasm. The coding region runs from base 259 to 1197 and encodes 312 amino acids. The transcript has 6 exons. Lineage: Eukaryota; Metazoa; Arthropoda; Insecta; Hymenoptera; Formicidae. Gene Ontology annotation, molecular function: GTP binding; zinc ion binding; GTP cyclohydrolase I activity. The record is from RefSeq and is a predicted model, not a curated record.
CAGAGCUCCAGACUCCAGACUCCAAACUAAACUCCAGCUUUUAGCUUCGCGUCAGUCGCGUUCCGCCCGUCUUGGUCAGCGUACGCGUCGUGACGCUCCUUCGCGCGUCCGAUCAGUCGUCGCACGCGGUGCCGGCUUUUCGUCUCGUUGUCGUCGUCUCUUCUUUCGUUUAUUUAGCACGUCUUCUAUCACGUGGUCCAUACGCGUGCGGGUGCGUGUUUCACGCUCGCGCAACUUUUGACUCACUUCUUCUCGUUUAUGCCACUACAAACAGUACAAACGUCAUCCGCUGCGGGACGACUCGCAUUAGAUAUCGAAUUUCCCGAUUACCUCAUUCCGGAAAUUUUUCCGAUCUCACAAGAUUCUCAAGAACGGAAGACUGAAAAAUCUUCAACCAUGAACGGGGUAUCGAGUCAGUGCGCGAAGCUGAAGAUGUACGAUGACGAGGACGACAAGCCGAUAAUGAUUAAGAAGCCCUUACCGCUGAAAACUGUUUCCUGGAGCGACAAUAUCGAGGAAAGCGAUCUGGACGUUCCAGGAACACCCAGAACACCACGUACAUCCACGACAAAAGGUCAUGAGAAGUGCAUGUUUCAUCACGAUUUGGAGCUGGACCACCGACCGCCCACGCGAGAGGCCAUGUUACCGGAAAUGUCCCGAAGUUACAAGUUACUCUUGAGUUCGUUGGGUGAAGAUCCGGAACGGCAGGGACUCUUGAAGACGCCGGAACGCGCCGCGAAAGCUAUGCUCUUCUUCACUAAGGGAUACGAUCAAAGCCUCGAAGACGUAAUAAACGAUGCAGUAUUCGAUGAGGAUCACGACGAGAUGGUGGUGGUAAAAGACAUCGAGAUGUUCUCCAUGUGCGAGCAUCAUUUGGUACCCUUCUACGGCAAAGUGUCGAUUGGUUAUCUACCUUGCAAGAAGAUUUUGGGUCUUAGUAAACUCGCCAGGAUCGUAGAAAUCUUUAGCAGACGUCUUCAAGUGCAGGAGCGACUUACGAAGCAAAUCGCGAUAGCAGUUACGAAAGCUGUGCAGCCUGCAGGAGUCGCCGUCGUGGUUGAAGGAGUGCACAUGUGCAUGGUGAUGAGAGGCGUGCAGAAGAUCAACAGCAAGACAGUGACCUCGACGAUGCUGGGCGUGUUCCGGGACGAUCCAAAGACUCGCGAGGAAUUUCUGAAUCUGGUACACAACAAAUAGACAGUCAAACGCAUCGCGGUAUCAUCAGCAUCACUGGCCGUGGGACCACUAAUUAAUUAAUUUAACAUUGCAUGAUAUGCCGAUCGCGACCGCCGUUCCCCUGGCUUCAUCAUCCGAUUACUACCUCAUUGCGAGGGUCUCGUUCAAGGGAUUUCGUCGCCACGACACUUACUCGUAUACAUUCCCUUUAUUUCCUAAAAAAGAAAAUAGUGUCCCGGCGACGGUCCUCGUGUUUCUAUCGAAACAUGAUCGGGAAAAUUUAGAGCGAUCACUAUCCAAGUUGACCAAGCGCGAAUGGAUAGUGACACGCUUAACGUACGUCCCUCGCUGAUAAGGGCGCGUUUAAACUGCUAAUGUGAGUGACAUUGACAAUAGCGAUGAUGAUGACGCAUCAUAGUCAUCUGUGAAAACGUUCGCGAAUUUUGAGAUGAUAAUGAUACGGAACUCGCGAACUGUUUAUCGCAGAGCAAGCAGGACAACGACGUGGAACGUGUGAGUUCUGGUAUGAAGGAGCAGCGAAUAAAUAGCAAUUUGUCUGUAAAAACGUAUAAAUAUUUAAUGCGAUAAGGAAUAUUGUAACGUAAAUAAGUCGCUGCUGGAUCAGCGAUAAUUUCCUGCCGAAAUAGCCUCUAUUCACUGCUCCUUUAAAGAACCUCGUUGCUUACAAAGAAACGUUUUUUAGAAAAUUUGUCAUCGAAAACUUCCGGCCGGCAUAAAAUUCGCACAUCCAAGAGUCGACGCGCUUCUCGUGACAAUAAAUUAUACACUCUAUAUAUCGUAUCGUUAGUAAAAUUUUUCAAAGAGAUUGCGCUCGACUUUUUUGCCUGUUUAUGUCGAUCGCGAGUUUCGAGAUUCAAUUUUAUUUUGUUUGCACGAUAUUCGACAUUUUAUCGCAGAUUUUGCGAAACUUGACAGCCACGAGUUUCGCAUUAUUGCAUAAUCGCAAAAUUGUCUAUUUUAUUCAUCAUAUGUAUACCGUAUUUGGUAAUAAAUGGAUUUUAUAAUUAUAAGGAGAAUUUAAACAAUAUUUUAAAAUUCAGAAUUGGACGACGAUUAUUUUUUACGCACACAUUUUUUAAAGCUAACAUUAAAUAUCUUCACGAUUUGAUGAACGAUUUUCGAAAUUUAAAUUUAAAAAAAUCUUUUCAAAAUUGAUUAGGAAAUAAAGUUUUGUUAUAUAUUUGCAACUUUCUGAAGCGGACAGUAUAUUUUAAAAAUGCAUUUAUACAUAUUACCGAAUACUUUAUAUAUAUAUAUUUUUCAAGUGAGCGAUUGUUUUGUAUUUUUAUUUGGAUUGCAAAUUUAAAAAAAAUUGCAAAAAACGUCGCUAAAUGCGCACUGCUUCAGCCAUGCACUGCGCAUUAUCGUGACGAAUUCUAAUGGAAAAUAUUAUUUUCUAAGUGCACACCGUAUUUGCCUCAUCUAUCAAGAUGGUUUCCGGGGAAAGUUAAAUUAUAUCCUCGAAGAACAUUCUCGAUCAUCAAUGUUUACAUAUCAUUAAACUAAAAGCUGAUCGAUCAUUAAACUCAAAUUCAUUUUGCGUGUUCUAUAUUAAUUUUGCAAGUGAAAAUAUUAUUAUCGCAAAUUUAUGUGUUCAUAUUUAAAUUCAUGUAUGUGAUUAUAUUCAUAAUUUAUAAGGAUAUUUUAUUUGUGGGGAUGUAAAGAUUUACGUAUAAAAGAUAUAUUAUGUUCACAGCACUUUACUUUGCGUACUUAUGGCUAGUCCAAGAGUUUUGCGUUGCAUCGAAAAUUUUAAUUAUAUAUUUUAACCAUAUAAUAUAAUAAGAUGUAUAUUUUAAUUUAUAUUAUGCACAUAUCGAUUUUGUUAAAAUAUGUGAUUGGAAACUUCCUGCCUCAACAGACUGAAGUGACACGAGCUUCGGUAUAUAUUCUCCGGUAUAUUAUACUUUCUAGUACGAAAAAAGGUGGAGGGAAAUAUUCACGUUAUUACUUACGAGAAAGUGAUUGUUCAAUAUUUGUAAUAUUUUUCUGACGAUAUUACAUAAAGUGUUAUAUUUAUAUUUUCAA